ACGCAAAACAAAUGCAAUUAAUACCACUCAAAGUCCUACAGUUGUCUUUCACGAAGCAAUAAUGAGCACUCAUUGUCGACCUUGCUCAGGCUUAUCCGCGGAGACUUUGAUUGGGCUUGCAGAACAGGAAUUCUCAGGUCAUGAGUUUCCUGCUUCGGCGCACUAUCAACACCACAACUCGUUUCAUGAUCUAGAACAGGCAGCAAACGGUGGUUGCAAUUUGUGCUCGCUCAUAGUUGACUGCUUCAAAGGAAUCCCAUGGAUAAGAGGCGAGAGCUAUCAGUUCUCUUCUUGUCUAUGGGAAACCCCAGGAAUAGAAAUUGAGGGUUCAGCUUAUGAUGCGGCAAAGCAGCUUGCUUUGUUUGAUGUGAAGUUGAGUAUUGGUACGGAUCAUGUCUACCUAGGAGAUGGUUUAGACAAAGUUCGGUCUUUCAAUACUCUCUUGGUCCAAAUCGGUCCGACAGAGCUACCGGAAGAGAGCGAUGAUUAUGCAUUUCCCUUUCUCACUCUCUCAUUAAACGGUCGAGACUGUUUUGCGGAAAUCGGAGGCAUCAAAAUUGGACGCCGCAAGAUCCAUCCGGACUUGGGCUCUCCCAAUCAGUUCAAAAUAGCCAGACGCUGGCUUCAGGAAUGUCGAACACACGAAGCAUGUCUGAUGAACAAGGUCCCAGAGCUCCCUACUCGCGUGGUAGACAUUGGGCUGCCAGAUGAUAAAUCUGUACCGCGGGUAUUCAUUUCUCAGGGCGCCAAAGCAGAUUAUAUUGCACUAAGUCAUUGCUGGGGUGGCAGAAUAGCGUCUGUUCUCACUUCAAAGGCAUAUCAUGACUACCAAAAGGCUUUACCAUUCUCCGAAAUAUCGGUAAAUUUUAAAGAUACUUUUCGUAUUGCGAGAGAGCUCGGAAUUCAAUAUGUAUGGAUCGACUCAUUAUGUAUUAUUCAGGACUCGAAAGAGGAUUGGGAAAUCGAAUCUAGCAGGAUGGGAGCUGUAUAUCGCAACGCCACACUGACCGUCUCAGCACUUGUUUCAGCGAAGAGCACGGUAGGGAUCUUGAAAACUAACGAAAGUCGUUUUCUGGGAGCCCCGAAGAGCGCAAAACUCAGGGUUUAUGAAAACAGCUCGAAAGAUGAGGAGGUCGAAGUGGAAUGGAAAUCACGAGAUGAAGAAAAUUUGCGACGUCUCAUGAACGAGUGUGCACUUACUUCACGAGGAUGGACUUUACAAGAGUACAUUUUGUCUCCUCGAAAUCUUCUCUACGGCGACAGGCAAAUAUACUGGCGGUGUCCAAGUAUGAUGAUAUCAGCCGAUGCUACGCCAGAAGGCAAUCAGUUUCCGGAUCAUAAAUUUCAGAAAGCUUCACAAGUUAUUUACUCCGACAUAUUGGCCGUGGCCCCCGAGACUGAAUCAGAUAUAAAAGCCGUUCUUGAGGAUUAUUACGAAUUAGCAGAGACGUAUUCUGCGCGCCAAUUGACUUAUGGGUCGGAUAAACAUGCUGCAUUCUCUGGUAUUGCUCAAAUGAUACAUCCAUCCAUUGGUGGACAAUACCUUGCGGGCCUUUGGACAGUUGACUUCAAGCAUGGACUGCUGUGGUAUGCAGAAAUGGCCUCUUGCCGUCAUGUUGAAUCUCAUGGAGCUCCGUCCUGGUCGUGGAUGGUAACGGAUGCCUCAGUUUUGUUUUCGAGAAUUGGAAUUCUCGAGUCUACUCCAUUUGAUGUGAAAAUACUCCAAUACAAUGGCAUCUCUCAAGAUGCGGUAAAACAGUUUGGUCAGACUGAAUCAGCGUCUGUGGUCGUGGCAGGACUCACAAUGCCAUUGAUCCGGAGCAAACAGCACGUUCGAGCAAGAGAUCGUGAUGACUUGGUGCUCGGUAGCGUAUACUACGACGAGCCAUCAUCAGCUGACGAUGGUGACAUGAGAAACUCUAUUUUCACGGUAGACGAUCAAGUUUUGGGACAGGCUUUGAUUUCGCUGCAUACUGAUCCUGGGGCUCAUGACAUUGACAUCAUUUCAAAUCUUUUCCUGGAAGAUAACCUCUUGGUAUUGUUGGUUCAGGCAGACGAAAAUGUCGAUAAUGAGAUGGAAUCUAGCUUUGGUGAGGGAAUCGUUUUGCGACCGGUCAAGCAUGGCUUGGAAGAUGUUUAUGAAAGGAUGGGGUAUGUUACCUUCUGGAUGCCGAGCAUGGAUUACUUUCGAGGGUGGGGGUCAAGAUCCUUGAAAAUGAUAUAAGCUCUUUCAGCCAAAGCUACUGCCUUUAAUGGAAGGCAGAGAACACAAGGGCAUGCCCCUGUCUCAUCGGCAUUCAAAUACAGUCAGCUCAGCGGCCAUUUUAAGCUUGUUAUUCUCUACCGUCUUGGCGAACAAAUUAUUAGCAUCGACACUCGUGUAUGC
Trichoderma harzianum CBS 226.95 is the source of this 2386-nucleotide messenger RNA. RefSeq lists its product as hypothetical. The record is from RefSeq and is a predicted model, not a curated record. Bases 62 to 2224 code for a protein of 720 amino acids. NCBI's taxonomy places the organism in Eukaryota, Fungi, Ascomycota, Sordariomycetes, Hypocreales, Hypocreaceae. The transcript has 2 exons.